CAACAACAAAUAGAAGAACACGAAUUUUAAUUUCAAUUAAUUCAAAAUUUUUCCCAUAUCGACGCUGCCGUUUGCAGCACCAUCUGUUAAAAUGGAACAACUUGAUGUCGAAGAUUGGGAGUAUUGGGGUGAUGAAUAUCUUGAAGAAGAACCAACUUAUGCAAUAAGACCUGGUACAAGAGUUGUGAAAGUUGAAAGAGUUCCAAUGAUGCGAGGAGAUUUAAGGACAAGCGGUGCCACGUCAUCAAGUGGUCCCGCCACGUCAUAUAUCAUCAGGCCCAGUGACAAGCAACCCACAGUUUCUAGUGGUGGAUCACAGAAUGGAGAUUCAGUUUGUGCUGUUUGUGGUGACGGAAUUGCAAAAUUACAUUAUGGAGUACUUGCAUGUUAUGGAUGUAAAGGAUUCUUUAGAAGAACACUGACUGGAAAAUAUCGAUAUGCAUGCAGAUUCUCAAAUAAUUGUAUUGUUGAUAAAUUCCAGCGAAAUAGUUGCCGAUACUGCAGAUUUCAACGUUGUAUUCAAGCAGGAAUGGAUCCAAAAGCAGUCAGGCCGGAUAGGGAUCAGACAGGAAAACAGAAAGUUCCAAGAAUUAAGAAGAAGCAAAUUGAUGAGGAGCUUUUAAAUCAUAUGAUGCGGUUACAAGGAGAUGAUUGGUCACGAAAACUUCCUGUCGAGACUCGAAUUUUAUUAAUGCAAUUGAUGAGUAUUGAGGAUAAAGUAGUAAAAGGAGAUAAUAAUAUGAGUGCACAAAACACUGCAAAAGAUCCAAAAAGUAUUUCAUUACGGGAAAUGUUUGAAUCAAAACCUGCAUUAGAUGGUCGACGGAUGGAAAUUGGUUAUGAACCAUUUCGAAUGGCAAGAACUGAAGAACUUGGAGUAAUUGCUCAUAGAAGAGCAAUUGCAGCUGUUGAUUGGGUUGAUUCAUUAACUGAAAUUGCGGAUGCAGUUGAUACUGAAGAUAAAGUUGCAUUGGUUAAAAGUUGUUACUCGCCGUUAACUAUUUUCAAUUUCUCUGCGAGAACUGCUCAGAAUACGAAGAAUCCGGAUAUUUUGUGUCUUUGCAGUCAUUCAUUUGUUCCAAGAAGAUUGCCUCCAGAGUUUAAUGAGACAAAUCAUCUCUCAAACUUCCUGAUUGAUCGAACGUUAAAUGAAUUGGUGGCUCCAUUGAGAAAAUUAAAUCUGAAAGAAGAAGAAAUUGUUCCAUUAAAAGCAAUUAUUAUUUUAAAUCCAAAUGCAAAAGGACUAUCCGAGCAUGCGAGGCACGCGAUUUCUGAGUUGAGAGAUAAAGUUCAAGAUAUGCUUUUCCAAAUUGUCAAGGAGCUUCAUCCAAUCUAUUCUGCAAGCAGCCGAUUUGGAAACUUGUUGCUUCUUCUGCCAACAAUUACUACUCUUUCCGGAUUGAUGUCUGAAAACAUGCAUUUCUGUCAAGCUCUUGGAGGACGUGCAAGUGGAGAUAACUUGUUAGCUGAAAUGUUUGGAGAUAGAACAUUUGAUGAUCAACUUAUCAGCAGCAGCAUUAGCCCACCACUAUUCGAGAAUCCAGCUGAAAUUUGUUUAGAGAGUAUCUCACCGCCAAUGUCUGAUCGAAGAUUCGUGAGAAGGGUAGAUGUGGCAACACAGACAAAUGAUGAUUUGUUAUCAUCUGGACCAUAUCUUCCACAUUCAAAUUCAUGUAGCUCCAUGCUUAAUGCUGGAUACUCUCCUCCAAUGCUGUCAACAUCUCCAUUCCCACUUCUCGAUGACAAUGACAGUGCCUUCCAGAAUGACAUCAGUUUGACUGAGCUGAAUGGUUGUGAAGAGUUCUUCAGUCAACUUAUGGAUCAACCAAUCAUUGACAGCUAAAAUCUACAGACCAACCCAUCUUGCCCGUAAUUUCUCAUUACUUAUAUGUGUACAUAUCUCAUUAAAAAAGAUCGUUUUCCUAUACAUACAAUAUACAUACAUAGUAAGUUAUUGUCUCUUUUUAAACCGAUUGUUCUUCUCAUUCAUUGACAUUCAAGAAAUGACAUACACCCCUCACACAUCACCAGAAUAUUGAAUGUAUUUUUUGAUUAAAAAAUUAUAUGUUCGAUUCGGACAUUUUAUGCAUCUAAUCGUAAGAAUACAAAAUUCUCCUCAAAAAAUUCAAUGAAUUCACUUGUUUUGCAAAAGAUCAAAAAUGUCUCUCUCUUCCUCACUUUUUCCUCUCAUUCUCUGUGUCCCUCUCUCUCUUUUCUUCUGUGAAAUCCCAGGUAUGAAAAUAGUCAAAAAAAAAAAGAAAUUUAUCUGUUUAGUGUGCUGUCCCCACGAAAUAGAGUAGAUGCAUGUAUUUCCCCCGGUUGGGAUUCCCCAUCCUUUUUUUUGUAUUAUUCUUGAUUUCAGCUAUAUUUGACUCUUGUGCUUUUUUGUUAUAAACAGAUUUUAUAUGAAGAGAUUUUAUUAGAAAAUGUUAUAAAU
Caenorhabditis elegans is the source of this 2437-nucleotide messenger RNA. It is a transcript of the gene nhr-31, whose product is annotated as Nuclear hormone receptor family member nhr-31. Gene Ontology annotation, molecular function: sequence-specific DNA binding; DNA-binding transcription factor activity; zinc ion binding. NCBI's taxonomy places the organism in Eukaryota, Metazoa, Nematoda, Chromadorea, Rhabditida, Rhabditidae. The record is from RefSeq and is marked reviewed. The coding region runs from base 92 to 1843 and encodes 583 amino acids. The transcript is spliced from 8 exons. Gene Ontology annotation, cellular component: nucleus. Gene Ontology annotation, biological process: regulation of DNA-templated transcription.